GACUCGCUCUUAUAUAGGGGCCAUUCUGCAAAACGAAAACGAAAACGAAAAGGAGCUCGAACGACCUGCUCACAGCACAGGAAAAAUGCACUACGGCACGCCAAUUUUACCAAGAGUACCCUUGUCGCUCAUCAUAUUCUCUCUUACUUUCAAUGGAAGCAAAGCAAACCCACUUCUACUUGCAAACAUAAAAUCAGAUCAGGCAGGAUCUGACGAAAUCAUCGAUCAAGGAUUUCAACGGAGAUCGCCAGAUAACGUGAUUGCCUCUGAACCCAAUAAUCUGCCUCUCGAUCAGAUUGUGGAAAAUGUUGUUGGGCCCGGCCCGUGCUGCUCAGCCCUAGUACUACUUUAUAAUAAAAGCCCCUCUCUCUUACGACUAACGGGGGGAAGCUAGGGUACUCUCUCCCCUGUGCGGCUACAGUCCCAAAUCCUAGCCAGGGAUCCUCAUCUUUCGCCGCGUUUGACUCAGUUAUGUCUAUGAAGGGGGAGUCUUCAUCAAAGCAGGGAGAAGAAAUAUCUGUUUUUGUAUUGGUGACUACCUUUGAGGGUGACUUCCAUGGUGCAUUAUUUGAAGUAAAACUGGAUCGAAGAGGUCAAGUCAUGGGUGGAUGUGGAGCAACUCAGCCCCCACUACUUGAUCCUAUAGCACGUUUCUUUGAAAAGGAUUGUAAUAUUCCUGAAUUUUAUACCUUCGGUGGUGUUUGCAUAUGCAACAAGUUAUAUCUAUUGCUCAGUAGUGGUUCAGACAUUGGUCCAUGCAAUGAUGAUGAUGAUGAGAUCACCACUCCUAAGAAGCCUGACUCUUUGAAUGGAUACAUUUUCGACAUUAAGACUAGGGCACUCGUUAAGUUCAGCCCUCCCAAAGCUUCUAAGUCAUCUGGAACUGUUAUACAUGCGUACGAGAAAAUUUAUUUUCUUUUAGAUCCAUUUUGCUUCCCAUGUGAACCAGAAGAUUCUUUCGAGCGCUAUGAUCCGAUCAAUGACUCUUGGGAAUCACUGAAGCCUUUUCCGUAUUCUGAGGAUUGGGCCACAACAAAGAUAACCGGUCACGCCGUUUAUGAUGGGUCCAUUUUGUUUUCUAUAUAUGGCCGCAGGCAACCGGCAGUGAUGGCUUAUCAUGAAAAAAGAGAUUAUUGGGAGCCAGUCAAAGUUGAGGACUUUUGUUGGAGUGGAAAGGCCUUGGUUGUAGGCAAUACUAUGUAUGCCUUAUCCUUGCAACCUGGGGAGGUUAUAGCAUUCUCUGUCAUAACGGAUCAAACUGAUGAAGGUCAUGCUGCCUUUUCUCUUGGCAAGCCAUUGCUGUUGUCAGGCAUGGAGAUUAAGUUUCCACCGAAUCCUUCAAGGAGAUCACAAUACUUGGCUCAUUUGGGUGGCCUGGAAUUUUGUCUUGUCCAGAGUGGUUUCACGUACAAAGGCAAUUAUCGGCAACCUCUUUCUAUCACCACAUUUCGAAUUGAGGAGGGAAACAAUAUCAAGAUCUUACAUUCAGCAGUUCGUGAUGUGGAUAUUGAGGGCUUUAGUGGUUUCCUUGUUAGCUUCUGCUUCACGCAAAUGUGAAGACAUUGAACAUAAAGCAGCCAAAACAAGAAGAAGAAACAAUCAUUGUUAGUUACUAUCCUCACCUCUCAGUCAUGAUAAACUGUUUUAGAUGUAUUAUUUAAAAGAAUAAUAAAAAAAGAGAGGCCUUUCUCUGCCACACUAAAAUCUAAAGGAGCAAGUUGCAAUGUGUAGCACAGUCCUGACCCUUACCUGAAUUUUUGGACUCCUGGACGGGCUCCAACGGUGUUGAGGAGUAAUUAACAGCUCUGCGGAAGGAGUGGUGCUCACGGGCCGUGAAGAAGGUGAAGGUUGUCGGUCUCCACAGAGUCAUUCCUGUAAUCAUCAUGGUGAUGAACUUAUCUCCCAAGCUUCGACUUUCUCGGGUUCUCAGCCGUGUUUGAGAGCAGAUGGGAUCUGAGACCCAACUCUGCUAGGGUUUUGAAGAACGCCGACCCCGUAACAGAGUGUCUUUGCACCCUCUCCAUCUAUGGACUCUUCUGCGUUUCUCCCUACUAACACUCUUUGCUGUCACUGGUGGGUGAGAUGUGGUCUGCCCGGUGGCUGAUCUGGUGUUGGAAUUCGAUGGAGAUUGGUGGGUCGGUUUUGGUGACUUGAUGCUACAACAGAUGUACAGGGAUGGUGGUGGUACGGGUUAACUGGAAAUGAACUAGAAUGCUUGUUGCGGCUUUGGGGAUCUGGGAAGUACCGCCUGGUGGUGGCCUACUUUAGUUGCAGCGGUGUGCCGACAACAGAGAGACCCCUUAUUACUUGGUCGGGUGGCACUUGGGCUGCUGGAGAUCAAGAUUGGCUCGGGUUUGUCAACUUCGCUGGUGGUCGAGUCCUCUUUUCUUUUGCUUUUACAUUUAUUGGAUUCGUUUUGAGAAAGACAUGAUUAGAUCGAAGCCUCCCAAAGUCUUCUUGGUAAACUAUUUGUGCAAUUACAUAUUUUCUCGUACUAAUAGCGCAUGCAGUGUGGUUGGUUUUG
Rosa rugosa (rugosa rose) is the source of this 2524-nucleotide messenger RNA. RefSeq lists its product as uncharacterized. Gene Ontology annotation, molecular function: protein binding. Lineage: Eukaryota; Viridiplantae; Streptophyta; Magnoliopsida; Rosales; Rosaceae. The coding region runs from base 472 to 1557 and encodes 361 amino acids. The record is from RefSeq and is a predicted model, not a curated record. The transcript has 4 exons.